UAGAACACUACAGUUGAGUAAAAAAGAAAAAAAAAGAAAAACUGAUCCCCCCUGUACACGUAACGCAAGCAGGCCGGGCUUGCACAGACACAAACUCCUCUCUUUAGCUCCAAAUCGCAGCGAUCGCUCCCCUCGGAUUCUCUUUACCUUUUCAGUUUUUCCUUCUACUCACCGAAUUUCGAAUCUCUAAAACCAGAGAAAGUUGCAGAGAAAGUUGCAGAGAGAGAGAGAGAGAGAGAUGUGGGUGUUCUAUAUGAUCUCGCUGCCUCUAACGGUAGGCAUGGUGAUUUUCACGCUGCGGUACUUCGCGGGACCAGAGGCCCCUCGAUACGUGCUCUUCACCGUCGGAUACACCUGGUUCUGCUCUCUCUCCAUCAUCGUCCUCGUCCCCGCUGACAUCUGGGCGACUAUGCAUAAUAACCAGAAUGGAGGGAUUUCUUUCUUUUGGAGCUGGUCAUAUUGGAGUACGUUUUUACUUACUUGGGCUGUGGUGCCCCUUAUUCAGGGUUAUGAAGACGCUGGAGACUUCACUGUGAAAGAAAGAUUGAAGACUAGCCUACAUGCUAACUUCAUCUUUUACAUAGUUGUGGGAUCUAUUGGCCUCUUUGGACUUAUUCUCCUCGUUCUGAUGCGUAAGAAGGGGGUUAGUGGUCUUCUGGGUUUAGCCAUGGGCUGCUCAAAUACUUUUGGACUUGUUACAGGUGCAUUUCUUCUUGGCUUUGGCUUGAGUGAAAUUCCAAAAAGCAUUUGGAAAAAUGCAGACUGGACCACCCGUCAAAAAGUACUCUCUCAUAAAAUUGCGAAAAUGGCUGUUAAGCUUGAUGAUGCUCAUCAAGAACUUUCAAAUGCUAUUGUAGUUGCUCAGGCAACGUCCAAUCAGAUGUCAAAGCGGGAUCCUUUGAGGCCCUAUAUGGAUGUUAUCGAUAAUAUGUUAACUAAAAUGUUUAAGGAAGAUCCAGCCUUCAAACCACAAGGUGGCCAAUUAGGGGAAAACGAUAUGGACUAUGAUACAGAUGAAAAAUCAAUGGCAACACUUAGGCGUCACCUUCGACAAGCUCGAGAGGAGUAUUACCGUUACAAAAGUGAGUAUAUGUCAUACGUCAUGGAGGCUCUUGAACUGGAGGAUACAGUAAAAAAUUACGAACGUCGUUCUUCAACUGGAUGGAAGUACGUUUCUAGCCUUAAACCUGCUCGAACUGGCAAAAUAGGGUCUCUCAUUGAUACCGCAGAAUUUUUAUGGCGAUGCAUCCUCAGAAAGCAACUUGAGAAACUGUUGGCUAUCAUACUUGGUAUCAUGUCAGCUGCAAUUCUAUUAGGAGAGGCAACUUUACUAUCUAGUCGAGUGGAUCUAUCUCUUUUCUCAAUCCUUGUAAAUUCAGUUAGAAACCAAGAAGUUCUUGUGCAGGUCUUUGCCUUUGUUCCUCUGAUGUAUAUGUGCAUAUGCACAUAUUAUUCCUUGUUCAAAGUUGGAAUGUUUAUGUUUUACUCAUUGACGCCAAGGCAAACAAGCUCAGUUAACUUGCUUAUGAUAUGCUCGAUGGUUGCUCGGUAUGCUCCUCCGAUUUCGUACAACUAUCUCAAUCUCAUCAGUCUUGGUUACAAAGUAUAUACUAUAUUUGAAAAGCGAAUGGGGACCAUCGACAAAGUUGUUCCUUUCUUUGGAGAUGAGUUUAACAGAAUCUAUCCACUUAUCAUGGUGAUAUACACCCUCUUGGUUGCUAGCAAUUUCUUUGACCGUGUAAUUGAUUUUUUUGGGAGCUGGAAGAGGUUUAGAUUUCAAACUGAGGCAGAUGAUAUGGAUGGAUUUGAUCCAUCUGGAUUAAUUAUCCUACAAAAAGAACGUACUUGGCUUGAACAAGGGCGCAAAGUUGGUGAACAUGUUAUUCCAUUGGCAAGGAAUUUCAACGGUACAGAUGUUGAGUCCGGCAGCAAUAGCACAGAUAGAACCACUGUUGAAAUGAAGGCUACAACUGGCUUAACCCAUGAUGGUAUGCAUGAAAUUCCUUCAAAGAUUUUGAAGGAAGAGGCUCGUAGAUACAGCUCAAGCAAAGAAGUCAUCAGCAACAAGUAUGCUGCUAUAAGAGAACAGAGUAGACAAAAAGGAUCUUCCAAUAUAGAGCCAGUAGGGAAGAACAUUGCCUCGGCUAAGGUCUCCUUGCUUGAUGCGGGCAACUCGCGCUCUGGUAAUAUUACAGGUGGGCCUUCUUCUGGUUUGGCCUCAACUUGGGAAUCCAUGAAGACUGGUUUUCAAAGUUUCAAGACGAACAUAGGGGCUAAAAAAUUUAUUCCCUUGCGCCAAACUCAGGAAACUAAACUUGUCUCUCGUGAUUCCUCAUCUGAGUCUCUUGACGAGAUAUUCCAGAGAUUGAAACGGCCGUCUACUGACCAUAGGAGUUCUGGUGAUGAGGACGAACAUGAGAUUGAAGUCAAGAAUUCAGGCCCCAGUACAUAAUAUCCAUAAUCUGUCUGAAGAAAUGAAUGUCAUUGUUUUAGAAUUGGGAGAGCUUGCCUAGAAGAUGUACAGGUCCUGCAUUUGGCUGAUUCUGUGGUGCUUACAGAUUUUUUUGGCAAUUGGAUCCCUCCAAUAUAACUGAAAUCUGGGAGGACUGUUAUACUAAAAACUACAUACAUUUAUCUGCAGCUAGUGCUAGUUGAAGGACUCGAAGAUAAUAGGAAAGUGAAAGCAGGAUACGUUUCAUAAGCAUGAUCUGUAAAAAGAAAGAACAGUUGGAAAUUUUUGUAAUUUGAAUUGUAACAGUAAUAUAGCUUUGUGCAUUUACUUCCCCUACUGGGGAAUACUGGAAAAUUGUAACGAUUGAAUUUUCAGAAAUCAAAGAUGACAUUUUGAUAGUACA
Quercus robur (English oak) is the source of this 2855-nucleotide messenger RNA. RefSeq lists its product as uncharacterized. The record is from RefSeq and is a predicted model, not a curated record. The coding region runs from base 239 to 2452 and encodes 737 amino acids. The transcript is spliced from 14 exons. Lineage: Eukaryota; Viridiplantae; Streptophyta; Magnoliopsida; Fagales; Fagaceae. Gene Ontology annotation, cellular component: membrane.